Aspergillus pseudonomiae is the source of this 726-nucleotide messenger RNA. RefSeq names its product chitin deacetylase. NCBI's taxonomy places the organism in Eukaryota, Fungi, Ascomycota, Eurotiomycetes, Eurotiales, Aspergillaceae. The transcript has 3 exons. Gene Ontology annotation, biological process: carbohydrate metabolic process. Gene Ontology annotation, molecular function: hydrolase activity, acting on carbon-nitrogen (but not peptide) bonds. The coding region runs from base 1 to 726 and encodes 241 amino acids. The record is from RefSeq and is a predicted model, not a curated record.
AUGUAUAAAUUCUUCACUCUUUCUCUUCUUAUGACUCUUACCCCUCAUGCCCUGUGCGCACCUUUGGAUAACGCCGUUGCCGCCGUCCCUACCGGCCAGGUCAUCAGGCGCUGCACCACCCCGAACACCGUUGCCCUAACCUUCGAUGAUGGCCCAUCCGGCUACACCCCGCAACUGCUGGACCUGCUGGACGAGUACGGCGCCAAGGCCACCUUUUUCAUGGUUGGAGAAGGCAGCCAGACAUAUCCCGAUAUCAUCAGGCGUAUGAGGAACGAAGGCCACCAGGUCGGAUCACACACGUUGGACCAUGCCAACCUCCCCUCCCUGAGCUACGAGCAGAUCGUGCAACAGAUGACGAGCCUUGAGGACGUGCUGCAGUCGGCUAUGGGAGAUAUUCCCACCUACAUGCGGCCGCCGUAUUUCGAGGUCAAUGAACAGGUCCUGGCGGUUAUGCGCCAAUUGGGCUACAAGGUUGUUGAAUCUAGUAUCGAUACUAAGGACUACGAGAAUGAUGAUCCCACACGGAUCGACAUCAGCUAUGAGAAGUUCGUUAACGAGUUGAAUGCCGGCGGCACCAUCGUGCUGGCCCACGAUAUCCAUGAGCAGACGGUGGUGAAUCUCGCUCAGCGCAUGCUGGAGGAGAUCAGCGCGAGAGGGUUCAGGAUGACUACUGUCGGUGAAUGCUUGGGUGAGGCCGAAGCGCAGUGGUACCGUCGGGGUCGCUAG